Messenger RNA from Xiphophorus hellerii (green swordtail), 5399 nucleotides. RefSeq lists its product as uncharacterized. The coding region runs from base 675 to 5399 and encodes 1574 amino acids. The transcript has 3 exons. The record is from RefSeq and is a predicted model, not a curated record. Lineage: Eukaryota; Metazoa; Chordata; Actinopteri; Cyprinodontiformes; Poeciliidae. Gene Ontology annotation, molecular function: nucleic acid binding; zinc ion binding.
UAAUUUAGUUGACAUGUUUUAUUUUGUAUUAUGCACAUUUUUUGUUAUUGCGACUCUUAUUUUGAAAGGUUAAAGUAGGAAGUCCAUUCCAGCAUAUUGCUAGGGAACCAGAAAAGGAAGAUGCAUGCGAUAGGAAAGCAUAGCUUUAGCAAGUGACUGUAAAAGGGUCAUUUAAGUUAAAGAAUUUAUGUAAUAACCUCAUUUCUACCUCGAAAGGAAGGGUCAGCCAGCGAGUUCGACGGUGGUGUUGGUGUCAGUGGGUCAAGUGAAAUUGUAACAAGAGCAACUUUAAAGAACGACAUUAAAGCUGACUUCACACCAGCAGUACAACGAACUCUUUAUUGCCGUUAAGAAGAAGAGGUGGAAGUGAUAGUCGAACUCGGAGCUGCAUGAUUCUCGCAUCGUUGUCCCGAAGACCGGACGGUUGCAAAUGUUAACGGACACACGUUCAACGGCUACUUCUUCAUAAAGACGUCCAGAAACCAGACAUUUAAGUUCAUGUUUGGAAAGUGACACAAGGAGGGAGUAACAACAAGGAACUGUGUGAAGCCUGACAACAGCGCAACAAGGUAACGAGAAGGGAAGUAAUGCAACGAAGCUCAGAGUUAAUUUAAAUCAAGUUGAAAAGAGAUUUUCACCAAUUAAGAAGUCCAUAACAUUUCAAGUAAAACAAAAUGUCAGAAACAAAUGAUACAGAAAUAGAAGUUGCCAGUGCAGAACAAGCUGCCGAAGCAGAGCAAGUAGAUGAAACCUCUUUAGUACAACCUGGGCAAGAAGAGCUGCGAAGAAGUGAAAGACCUCGCAUGCUAACAGGAAAAGGAAAAGAAUUUCAUAAAGAAAAACUAAAAGAGCUGCAACGUCACUUUGAAAGUACUUAUGACAGAUGGAAAGCAUUAAUUAAAGUUGCUAAAAAAUCUGUUAUCAAAGGAGAUCCAGUUGACAUUCUUGAAGGUCACAUGGACAUUGUACAAAGAGAGCUAGCCGCUCUUAAUGAUAUUUAUGAUCAAUACAGAGCAAUAGAUGGACCACCUCAUGAUAUGCGUUCCAAGUUAGACAAAUGUAUAUCAGUGACUAAGGUAGUUAUGCAAAACAUCCAAUGCCAUGUUGAGGGAACAAAUAAGGAGGAGAUUAUUUGGCCUGAUGCUAGUUCUGUAUUUACAUCUUCUAGCUCAGCUAGUGUCUCAGUUCAUAGUCAUUUUAAAGCCAGUACAGUUAUCUCUAAUGGCUCCUCUGCCAAAAGACAAGAAGCUGCAGCAGAGUAUGAAGCAACAAAGGCUGUGCUUAAGAUAAUGGCUGAACAAGAGAAAUUUAGAGAAAAAAUGCAAACCAUAGAAGAAGAAGACAAAUGCAUAACCGCAGAACAAGAAGCUGCUGCGAUGUUACAACGCCAUCAAGAGGAAAGAGAGGAAACAGAACGCAAGUUAAAAAGAGAAAAGGAGAAGGCAGCUGUGAUAAAGAGACAACAAGAGGAAAGUGCUGCAAGGAAAAGGUCAGUUGAGGACUUAAAAAGGGAAAUUGAAAGACUGGAAAACCUGAAAGGACUUAAUGCAGCAAGGGCAAAAUUACAAGUUUAUGAAGAAGACUACUUUUCAGUAAAGCAAGAAAGCAUCACUCCGAAUCCUGCAAACAUACAGGUAACAGAGUUCAAGAACACUGUUAAUCAACCCACACAACCACCACAACAGUUAAAUGUCGUUCACGAGAGCACAGGUGAGCUUGUAAGGGUUUUGGCAGAAGCUAUGUCAGCUAAUAGGCUACCGAUUCCAGAGCCCUCAGUAUUUAAUGGGGAUCCACUUAAGUUUAAACAUUGGAAAGCAUCUUUUCAGACUCUAAUAGAGAGAAAGAACAUUCCCAUUGCAGAAAAAAUAUUUUUCUUGCAGAAGUAUGUAGGUGGGUGUGUUAAAGAAGCCUUAGAUGGCUAUUUUCUGAUUGGCUCUGAAGAUUCCUAUAUGGCAGCAUGGAAUAUUCUCAAUGAACGUUAUGGAGAGCCUUUUGUCAUUGCUAAGGCCUUUAGAGACAAGUUGCACACAUGGCCAAAGCUCCAAGGUAAAGACAGUGCAGAGUUAAGAAAGUUUGUGGAUUUCUUACAAAGCUGUCAAUCCGCAAUGACUACCAAUGAGAAUCUGAACAUCCUCAAUGAUGGAAUAGAGAAUCAAAGACUUGCUGCUAAACUGCCAGACUGGUUAAGCAACAGAUGGAACCGAAAGGCUACAGAGUACCAGCUGGAGCACAGACAGUUCCCACGUUUCAGUUACUUUGUAACAUUCCUGUCAAUGGAGGCAAGUAUUGCAUGUAAUCCCAUUACAUCAUAUCAAGCAAUAAGACAAAGUGACUUUGACAAACCAAGGACAAAACUUCAAAUUACACCCAUUCAUAAGAAACAAGAUACAACGAAAAUCUUCACAACUAAUUCUACAGAAAGAAGCAUGAGUUCUUGUGUGUUUUGUAAAAGAACAGGACACAGCUUACACAAAUGUCGUAAGUUCACUGAGAAACCAGUUACUGAGAGAGUCAAGUUCAUUCAAGGUGAAAAACUAUGUUUUGGCUGUUUAAAUAGUGGUCAUUUCUCCAAGAACUGCAGCGAUCGGAUGACAUGCAACACAUGCUCAAAACAACAUCCCACAUGUCUGCAUGAAGAAAGACAAAGACACGAGAUAAAGAAAGAACAACCUAAAGAACAAGAAGUAGCUGAACGGAAGGAAACCCAGCAACAGGUAACACAGUCACAAGACACAGCUAACGAAAGUACAUCCAACAGAGUGACUCAUGAAAAUAGAAACACACAGACAUCUGCAAUAGUACCUGUCUAUGUAUCCACACAAAAUGAACCAAGCAAAGAAAUACUUACGUACGCUCUGCUGGACACACAGAGUGAUUCGUCCUUUAUUCUCAAUGAAGUAGCAAACAAUCUGAACACAGCUAAAACCCAAGUUAAACUCAAAUUAUCGACGAUGUCAUCCAAGAAAACAACUGUACCAUGUACAAAACUUGAAGCUCUGCAAAUAAGAGGAUUGUUUUCCAAAAAGAAACUCACUGUGCCAGUUGCUUACACACGUGAUUUUAUACCUGCCAAUCGUAGCCAUAUUCCUACUCCAGAUACGGCAAGGUCAUGGCCACAUUUGGAGCAUCUAACUGAACAUAUUGCUCCACCAUUAGACUGUGAUAUAGGACUUCUGUUAGGCUACAACUGCACACAAGCCUUAAUGCCCAGAGAAGUCAUAUGUGGUGAAGAAAACCAGCCUUAUGCCCAGAAAACAGAUUUGGGCUGGAGCAUCAUAAGUUACUGUGAUUCGUGUGAUGCAAGCAGUGAUGUAAUUGGAGUAAGUCAUCGCAUCACUGUAAAGCAAGUAAUACCAGAGACUGAGCCAACCACAAAGCUGAAGAAUAAAGUUCAUUACAUCUGCAAGACACAAAUAAAAGAAGUAACUGGUCCAGAUGUAAUCAAAGCACUUGAAUCAGAUUUUACAGAGAGAGCAGUGGAAGAAACAAGCAUUUCACAAGAAGAUGUCUGCUUCAUAAGAAAGCUGCAAGAAGGAAUCAAACAAAAGCAGGAUGGACACUAUGAAAUGCCCCUGCCUUUCAAAAAUGACAGACCAAAUCUUCCCAACAACAUGUCAAGUGCAAUGCAACGCUUAAACAGUCUCAAACGCAGAUUCGUAAGGGAUCCAAAGUACUACUCUGAUUAUGCAAAGUUCAUGGAGGACAUUAUUGCACGCGGUGAUGCAGAGAAAGUAACGGAGAAGGAACUCUGUAAUUCCCCUGCCUGGUAUAUUCCCCACCAUGGGGUAUACCACCCUCAAAAGCCUGGCAAGAUCCGUGUAGUUUUUGACUGCUCUGCACAAUAUCGAGAUACUUCGCUAAAUGAACACCUGCUUACAGGGCCUGACCUCACAAACACUUUGGUGGGAGUACUCUGUAGGUUCAGGAAGGGCUCAGUGGCUGUAAUGUGCGACGUGGAGCGUAUGUUUCACCAGUUCCAUGUAACACCCCAAGACCAGGAUUAUUUACGCUUCCUAUGGUGGGAGCAUGGUGAUCUAAGUGUUCCCCUCUCAGUCUUUCGCAUGAAGGUUCACCUGUUUGGUGCAGCUUCUUCACCUGGUUGUGCCAAUUUUGGUUUAAAACAUCUAGCUACACAAGGUGAGGGAAGGUUCUCUCCAAACACAGUGAAGUUCAUUCAAAGAAACUUUUAUGUAGAUGAUGGACUUGUAAGUGUUACAUCUGAAGCAGAAGCAAUCAAACUAGUCAAAGAAGCAAGAGAGCUGUGUAGCACAGGUCAACUAAGAUUACACAAGUUUGUAUCAAACAGUGACAAUGUGUUAAAGUCACUGCCCAGAGAAGAGUGUGCUGACAGUAUAAAGGAUUUGGAUCUAGCACUUGGAGAACCACUGAUGGAAAGAGCACUUGGUGUUCAGUGGUGCAUUUCUUCCGAUGAGUUUCAAUUCAGAAUAACAGUCAAAGAGCACCCAAUGACAAGAAGAGGGAUCCUGUGCACAGUAGCAUCAGUGUAUGAUCCACUGGGAUUUGUGGCACCCUUCAUCCUAAAAGGAAAACAAAUCCUGCAACAGUUAUGUCAAGAGAAAGUCGGAUGGGACGAGCCUCUUUCGGAUCAGCUCUACAGAGAGUGGGAAUCCUGGCUCCUGGAUCUUCAAAACUUGUCAAAGGUGAGAAUCCAAAGAUGCAUGCUACCUGAAAACACAGACAUCACACAGUGUGAUUUACAUCAUUUUUCAGAUGCUAGUGUGACAGGCUAUGGACAAUGUAGCUAUUUAAGAACAGUCACAUCCAAAGGGGAUGUUCAUUGCGCACUAGUCAUGGGGAAGGCACGCGUUGCCCCAACCAAAGUCACUACUGUCCCUAGACUUGAGUUAACAGCUGCAGUAGUCGCAGCAAGAACAAGUGUAAUGCUAAAAGGUGAACUGGAGAUCAGCAAUCUUCAAGAACAUUUCUGGACAGACUCCAAAGUGGUGUUAGGAUAUGUGAAUAAUGAUGCCAAAAGAUUUCAUGUAUUUGUGGCAAAUAGGAUUCAAAGGAUAAAGUCACUCACAAACCCACAUCAGUGGCAUCAUGUACCAUCUGAGAAUAAUCCUGCAGACCACGCGUCAAGAGGACUAAGUGUUCAACAGCUACUCACUUCUAACUGGUUUAAAGGACCAGAGUUUUUGUGGCAAAGUGAGCUACCCAUUGAAACUGACAAGGCUAUUGAAGUUAUUCCUAAUGACCCAGAGCUGAAAACAGUACAUGUGCUCAAAACGGAAGUACAAGAAAGGAGAACAAUACUUGAUCGUCUCAAUAAAUUUUCAGACUGGAGAAGAGCUGUUAAAGCUAUUGCUCGUCUAAAGAAAUUUGUGAGAGAUUUUAAAGGAGACACACAACCAAAGGCAAGGAAAUCAAGGACUUAA